CUUUUGAGCUUUGGACUCUACCGUUUUAUGAGUAUCAAUAAUCAAAUAUCUCAUUUACCACUGACACAUUUGAGCUAAAAUGUGUUAUUUUCAAACACCCGUUGGGCGGUUGAUGGAACAUCAUGUAGCUUUGGGCUCAAAGUUUAACCCAGCGUCCCAGCCCAUGAUUUGAGUUAGUUUCUCACUUCUCAUUGCAAACGACAUCGUUUGACCUUUGCCGUUACGAACCCAGAUCCAUUCCAUCAAGUCAUCAAAUCACUGAAUCAGAGCAAAAGCAAGAAAGAACUAGGCAGAUUGACGGAAACACUCUAGGGGAAGAAAUAUGGCAGGAAGACUGAGCAACUUUGCUUCACGGAUCAUGGGAGGGAACGGCGUCGUGAUGCGGUCUGCCGCCGCCUCCCUCCGCGGCCGCGCCGGGAUGGGACUCCCCGUCGGCAGACACAUCGUCCCCGAUAAACCACUGGCGGUAAAUGACGAAUUGGUUUGGGACAACGGUACCAACCUUCCAGAGCCUUGUAUCGAUCGAAUUGCUGAUACUGUUGGAAAGUACGAAGCUUUGGCUUGGUUGUGUGGAGGUUUGAGCUUCUUUGCGUCAUUGGGGUUAAUGGCUGUGUGGAAUGACAAAGCAUCUAAGAUACCCUUUGCACCAAAAGUAUACCCGUAUAACAAUCUGCAAGAGGAGCUUGGCGAUCAAGAUCGAUAGGUUACUACAUUGGUAACCAGCAUCUCAUUAAGUAACCUCUUAUCUGCUGCUUGCUGAGUUCCUCCUGUUUUCGCGUCCGACAUGAGAUAAUGCGGCGCCGGCGGGUUGCUUCUUUGGGAUCGUUUUUAGUGAUGAAUAGAGAGUAGUGGCGCCUCUCUGACUCCGAGUUCGAGACCGUGUCUUCGCUCGAUCGGCAUUGGUAUUUUGUUGCGGAUCUCCCACGGAAUCUGCAAAAUUUGCCAAGAACACAGGUAAUCGAUGGUGUGAUUUGCAUAUACGGGUUGUUGGUAGGUUUGUUUAACAGUAACAAAGUCGGAGGUUAGGGCUUCUAGUUUGAUCAGCCCAGUUAGGGUUGGGUGUGCGGCCAUGAUUGUGCGCUCGUUAAGGGUAUAUAACCUGGUGAGUCUUUUGGAGGUAUAUUGCGUCGGGAGGGUUGGUAGGCAAGGCCAGGUGUUUCCCAUCUAUUACAUGAGUUGAAUGGUCCAUGUUUCGCUUGGUGGGGAAAUCUUUUAUCUGGUAUGAUUCCUAUUGCCCUUCCCUGUUGCCUAUAUUUUUUAAAUCCAGAUGGAAAAUCCAAGAGCUGCGCCUUGAUUUGCUCAAUGAUGCGCUUGCUGCAAUAGCAUGUGAAUGAUUAUCUUUUGUUGCAUCUUGUUGUUGGUCUACAAUGCCUGAUUAUGGCUGUUCGAUUAUUAUUAUUUAUGUUGCCAUUUGCAUAC
Messenger RNA from Linum tenue, 1419 nucleotides. Lineage: Eukaryota; Viridiplantae; Streptophyta; Magnoliopsida; Malpighiales; Linaceae. The record is from the annotation of a GenBank genome assembly.